CUUCGCCAUCCUCAAAUUCUUCACAAACAUCAUUGCCAUCCCCUCGAAAAUCCCCUUUUCAUCAAAUACAUCGACUGGCAGUAAUGCAGAAUGAAGGGAGAGGGCCAGCUCACCGGCAAACUCGGGUUUGAGGCAUCUCCACCUUUUCUCCUCAGUCAAAGCUUAGCGUUCCCAGGCCUAAACUAACCGGGUAAAGAGGAUUGACUACUCGGACCGCUAAACUGGAGGAAGUGGAGGAACGGCGGUCUCCGUCUGGUCUCCGCUUAUCUCUCACUUUGCCUCUCUCUAUCUUCUCUCUCUCCCUCCCUCUCUCCUCAUCCGGCUCAAACCAGCCAAGAUGGCGAUCGCAUUUCUUCGACAGAGGCCUAGCCUCAGGUACAAUGCACCGAAUCGAAAACCCUGCAAGGGGGACGCGGACGCACCCGUGGAUCCAGGAGGGCGUCUUAUCACUACCAGGAACCUCAACCACGUCUUAUCAGUUAUCACACAAUCCCUGAGCUUAGCGUCCUUCCUAAAGUGUCGUUAGUCUGCGUCUUCUCCGGAAUGGAUCCCGCGCAAGCAAGAAGCUGUGAUCCAGUCAAGCUUUGCGCCGAGGUCAACCGGUAGCUUACCCUUCUUGUCCCGCCUUGGUGCUCCUCUUUCCACAACAGAUAUGAGAACCAUGACCAUUGGCCGUGGCCUCGCUCCAUGCGCACAGAAGGAGCCGGUCUUCCGUUAGGGCCGUUGCUGUAGAAGCUCCAACUUGUCAGGUUCCAACGGGUUAAUUUGGACGUCCCACCGGGAGAUUUGUUGUUGUUGUUGUUUUUGGUGUUGUUGCUUUUUCCAAAUUCCCCGCUGCAGGGUUCCCAUCGCUUAAACCUUCAUUCCGGUGAGGUGCCGCUGUUGCACAGCAAGGGUAGUCAAGGUCCCAAUAUAAAUACCUUCCCCCUGCCCGCGCAAAGUGACACGAGAAGAGCACAGAAGAUUGUUUCCCAUUUCCCUGUAAUCUGCCAGGAUGCUUUUCCGUUCCCUCCUGUCAACGGCUGUCAUAGCCCUUUCGCUAGGUGCAGACAAUGUCUCCGCUGCGAAACAUGGCCCUUUUGGAAGAAAGGCGCGCGACUCGCUGGCUAAGCGUAGUCCGCCGCCUGUUCACAAGCCAACAAACCAUUCCACCGAGGGUUUCAGAUUCCUGGAUCACAAAACAAAGCCUUACCGCGUGGAGAGCCUGCCCGACGUUCCGUUUGAUAUAGGCGAGAUGUAUUCUGGAUCAGUGCCGAUCGAGAAGGGCAACAGCUCGAAAUCCCUCUUCUUUAUAUUCCAGCCUAAGCUUGGGGAGCCGGUUGAUGAAAUCACUAUCUGGGUCAACGGAGGCCCGGGCUGUAGCUCCCUCGAGGGCUUUUUCCAGGAAAACGGUCGGUUUCUGUGGCAGCCGGGAACCUUUGCGCCGGUUGAGAAUCCUUAUUCCUGGGUGAACCUGACCAACGUGCUCUGGGUUGACCAGCCUGUUGGAACCGGCUUCGCCUUGGGAACUCCAACUGCAGUGUCGCAGGAGGAAACAGCCAAGGAUUUUAUUGACUUCUUCAAGAAUUUCCAGAAGCUUUUCGGAAUCAAGAACUUCAAGAUCUUCGUCACCGGUGAGAGUUACGCCGGACGUUACGUCCCAUACAUUUCCGCGGCAAUGCUGGACGAGGAGGACGAAGAGUACUAUGACCUGAAUGGAGCAUUGGUGUAUGAUCCCUGCAUUGGACAGCACGACUACGUGCAAGAAGAAGUGCCCGCAGUGCCAUUUGUUCAACAGAACGCCAACCUGUUCGGCUUCAACGCGAGCUUCAUGGAGGAAUUGGAGAGUCUCCAUAAGUCUUGCGGCUACGCGGACUACCUGGAUCAAUACCUGGUCUUCCCUCCUUCGGAAGUCCAGCCCCCGAAAUCAUUCAACUUCACAAGCGAGGCCGACUGCGACGUCUUCGAUAUGAUCAACAACGAAGCCAUGCAGUCCAACCCUUGCUUCGACGUCUACGAAAUCAACCUGAUGUGUCCCCUCCUCUGGGACAUCCUCGCCAUGCCCACCGCGCUAGACUACAAGCCCGACGGCGCGACCGUCUACUUCGACCGCGAUGAUGUCAAGAAAGCCCUCCACGCCCCGAACAUCACCUGGUCGGCCUGUUCGACCGAAAACGUCUUCGUUGGCGGCGACGCGGGCCCCGAAGGCGAGGGCGAUAUCUCCGCCAACCCGAUCGAACACGUUCUCCCGCAGGUCAUCGAGGCGACGAACCGGGUGCUCAUCAGCAACGGCGACUAUGACAUGAUCAUCCUAACCAACGGCACCCUGCUGGCCAUCCAGAACAUGACCUGGAACGGAGAAUUGGGCUUCCAAGAGGCCCCGAGCACUCCGAUCGACAUCACCCUGCCGGAUCUCCAGUACCGCGAUGUCAUGGAAGAGAACGGCAUCUCCACCUGGGACCAAGGCCAGGGUGUCAUGGGCAUCCAGCACUACGAGCGUGGCCUCAUGUGGGCGGAGACGUACCAGAGCGGACACAUGCAGCCCCAGUACCAGCCGAGAGUGACUUACCGUCAUCUUGAAUGGCUUCUGGGCCGGACUGAAUCGUUGUAAAUGCAAGGGGUAAAGGCAAACCCGCUUGAAUGCAUGAUCUGUACGGGGUACAAGUAUGUAUGUACACGAGGCAAGCGGUGCCGAAGCCCGAGACCACGGAAGGAGGAAAGAAAAAAAAAAAGAAAAAGCCAUGAGGGCAGAAACGACGGACGAACAUGUUGUACACAUUACCUAUCCUUUAGCAUAACGAAAUAUACGACCACACUCCUCCAGUAUCGGAACCAAAUAGUUAUCAUCCACCGACGACAGGAAUCCAUAACCCCAUUCGGGUCGAGAAAUCUGAUAUCAUAUUUUAACUCCUCUAGGUAAAAAAACUCAAACCCCAAUCUAAGAGAUUUAGAGGGCCGCCACAUCUUGUCUUGUAGGACCCGAGACGGGUGGCUGAGCUAGGAUGGGAAGCUCAUCAGCCUUAUCUGCC
Messenger RNA from Aspergillus melleus, 3008 nucleotides. It is a transcript of the gene sxa2, whose product is annotated as putative pheromone processing carboxypeptidase (Sxa2). Gene Ontology annotation, molecular function: serine-type carboxypeptidase activity. Bases 995 to 2590 code for a protein of 531 amino acids. The transcript has 4 exons. NCBI's taxonomy places the organism in Eukaryota, Fungi, Ascomycota, Eurotiomycetes, Eurotiales, Aspergillaceae. Gene Ontology annotation, biological process: proteolysis. The record is from RefSeq and is a predicted model, not a curated record.